This is a messenger RNA of Topomyia yanbarensis, 1733 nucleotides long. RefSeq names its product bifunctional coenzyme A synthase (gene Ppat-Dpck). Gene Ontology annotation, molecular function: dephospho-CoA kinase activity; ATP binding. The transcript is spliced from 2 exons. The coding region runs from base 173 to 1696 and encodes 507 amino acids. Gene Ontology annotation, biological process: coenzyme A biosynthetic process. NCBI's taxonomy places the organism in Eukaryota, Metazoa, Arthropoda, Insecta, Diptera, Culicidae. The record is from RefSeq and is a predicted model, not a curated record.
AGUACAAAGCAUUGAUAACAAUCCACGUACGAUGUCCAAAAGUCAUGAUAGAAAACAGUGAUAAUUGCAUAGACAAAGUCACAUCAUAAACCAACUUUCAGGUCAAUUACUAGUGAUGUUCCAACGCCGAACGUGUUGCCAGUUCAAAGAUCACCUCUAAAACAACAGCGAGAUGACAUCGAAAACCGGUCUGCUGACGGCAGUGCACCUAGCAAACAUUACCAGCACUUUGGCCGCUACUCGUAAGUACGCGCUUGGCACCCUGUACGUGCAGUUGCAUCCAAAGUUCACAGACAAAACCAGAGUGACAGCUUUCGAUAAAUUCAUCGCAAGUGUGUACCAAAGCUCACCGCUAGAGCUCGGCGCAGGGGUGGAUCUGCGCUUCAUCGUGAGCUCCCUUAAAACGAAUGAUUUUCGGUCGAUAAACCGAAAAAUUGAUUUUCUUUUUUUCGACUAUCCGAUUGCGACAUGUGGCAACAGUUCGGACCUUCCACCUCUUUAUAACGAAUCGCAGAUUAUCGAACUAACAGGAAAACCAUUUUCGAUCGACGUCAGUGGUUUGAGUGAGCCAACACAAACGUACAAAAAUGUGGUUCUGGGAGGUACCUUCGAUCGGCUGCACGUUGGUCAUAAGGUUCUACUCACCCAAGCCGUUUUGCUUGCCGAGGAACGGCUGAUUGUUGGCGUGACGGAUGAAAACAUGACGAAAAGCAAAAAGUUGUGGGAGUUGAUAAUGCCAGUUGAGAAAAGAAUCGCCGAGGUUCGGGAGUUUUUAGAGGAAAUCGACUCAACGCUAAAGUACGAAAUUGUUCCGAUCAGCGACCCGUUCGGUCCAACGGCAACUGACCCAAACAUGGAUAUGAUCGUUGUUAGCACUGAAACGGCCCGCGGAGGUGCCAAAGUUAACGAGCUGCGCUUGAAAAAUGGCCUUAAUCAGUUGCAGGUGUACGUCAUCGAUCUGUUGGACGAAGAGCUGACCAUCGACGACAAAGAGGACAAGAUUAGUUCCAGUAAUCGACGAAUGGACCUGCUUGGAACACGUCUUAAGCAACGCACUCCCAAGCCGCAUCUAAGUCCGAAACCGUACAUUAUCGGACUGGUUGGCGGUGUGGCGGCUGGGAAAAGUAAAAUGACAGAACGUUUUCAGAAGCUGGGAGCCGGAGUGAUUGAUUGUGAUAAAAUUGCGCACGAGCUGUACGAACCGGGCGAGGACUGUUACCAGGCGGUUUUGAACAACUUUGGUGUUGGUAUAUUGAACGAAGAUAAAACAAUUAAUCGUAAGGCUCUGGGGGAGAUUGUGUUCUCGGAUCCGGACAAGCUGGACCUGCUGAAUGCGAUCCUGUGGGAUGCUAUAUUGGAGCGAGCUAAGGAACGAAUCGCUUUUUUGCAUGGGAAACAGCACAAACAGAUUAUCAUCAUGGAAGCGGCCGUUUUGUUGAAAGCGGGGUGGCAGACUGCCUGUCACGAGAUAUGGUCCUGUAUCAUUCCGAAGGAGGAGGCUGUUAAGCGAUUGUUCGAAAGGAACGGGUUGAAUGAGGAGGAAGCCCUGAAGAGGAUUCAAGCGCAGAUAAGUAACACGGAGUUGGUUAGACAAUCGGAUGUGGUGUUUUGCACCGCCUGGAGCCAGGAGUAUUCUCAGAUGCAGGCGGAGAAGAUUUGGGCUACUUUGCAGGAGGAGUUGAAAUUGAAGUUGUGAAUCGUAUCGUCGUUUUGGGUUUUGGGUAAUAAAAAGG